Scutellospora calospora is the source of this 3092-nucleotide messenger RNA. NCBI's taxonomy places the organism in Eukaryota, Fungi, Glomeromycota, Glomeromycetes, Diversisporales, Gigasporaceae. The record is from the annotation of a GenBank genome assembly.
AUGGCAUUGAGAUAUCAUACUUCAAAGUUGGAAGACUUUGGAGAAUUGAGUAAAGUAGAAACAUAUGGAUUUAGAGGCGAAGCCCUCAAUUCAAUCUGUGCUGUAUCCGAGUCUACGCAAAUAAUUACAAAAACUUCUAAAGACCCAGUAGCCAUAAGUUAUUCGCUUGAUCGAACGGGAAAAAUUGUAGAUUCAAAACCAGUUGGGAUUACUCAAGGGACAACUGUAGUGGUUACAAUGCUGUUUUCGCACGUGCCUGUUCGUAGACAAACUGCUCAAAGGAAUUCGGCAAAAGUCGGGAAAGCAGUACAAAAUAUUUUGACAACUUAUGCCCUUGCUCAUCCACAUAUUCGUUUUUUUCUAAAACUAAUAUAUGAUAAUGCUACAAAGUUAAAUUUCAAGGCUGGUGAAUGGAUUCUUCCAUCAAUGAAAAGUCCGAUGCAAUUAUUAAAUGAACUUUAUGGUGUUGAGUUCACCAACAAUGUUGAAUUUGUUGUUUGGGACUCAGAUAAAGAGAAUUCUUUAGAAAUAGAAAAUGAGAAUUAUGACAUAUUAGAUGGAACAAAUAGUAUAAAAAGUAGAAUUGUAAUUGAAGCCAUAUUACCCAAGCCAGAUGCGAAACCACAUAUUAUUUUUAAGAAUGGUCAAAGUUUCAUUUAUCUUAACAAUCGACCCGUGAUUGCAACCAGAGGGGAAAUAAAAAAUAUUGUAUCUAUGGUAAAAUCAACUUACACAGAUAUCGCGUGUAAGCAUGGUUGGACUGCAAAUAAAAAGACUCCAUUUAUGUGGAUUAAUAUUAAAUUACCAACUUAUGACUAUGAUAUUAAUGUUGAACCCAGCAAAAAUGUCGCAUUUUUUCAUCAAGGAGAACGAAUUUUAAGUGCGGUUGAAAACUUGUUGAUUAAUGUAUAUGGUAGCUGCCAGAAUAUGUCAUCAGAAAAAGAGUAUAGCGUUGAGAAGAUUUCAAAAGCUGGUUUGACAGAUUUACCCAGUAAUUUAUCACCAAUUUCUUCAGAGUUACUAUAUUUAUCAUCUAACGAACCAUCAUUUAUUGGUGAUAUAGUAGCUGGUUCAUCAUCCAUUUAUCAACGAUCACCAGAAACAAUGACACAAAAUGAUCCAGAAUUAGUUAUCUUAGAUACAGAUGAUUUGAACGAGUCGUUAUCGGAGAGUCAUCUUAUUGAUUUUGAUAAAAACAAGGGAAAAAUGACGGAUCGUGGGUCAUUAACAUCACAAGUGUCUGAUCAGGUUACGAAGAAAAAAGUAAAUAAAGAAAAAAGAAACGAUGUCAAAGUAUGUCAGUCACUUAAAGAAUGGUACCAGAACGCGCAAAGCUCAGAUGUUCCAACUACGCUUUCUAUUGUUGGUCCAUCGAGUACACCACUAAGUACGAAUAAUUUGCAAUAUAAGGACCGCAAAGGCUCAAAAAAUACAAUGUCAUCACAAAAUGAUUUAGAAAUAUUGCCACAAGAUUCUAUAAGCAAUAUUGAUGAUGAACAUGAUUUUAACAGCGAAUUCCAAUUUCAAAAUAACAAAAGUAAUGAAAAUUCCAAUCAGGGAAAGCAAUCAAGUAUUACGGAUUUUAUAGAUAUCUCGAGCGAUAAAAGGAAUAAUGUUAAUUCCACUGCUCACAAUCGAGGAUCCGUACGUAAACUUUCAGCGUUGGAUGAUGAUGCAGAAAGAAUUAGGUACAAUAUGCAAGAACAAUUUAAUAAUGAAAUUUCAGAUGACGUUUAUCAUGAAGAUGAGAAUUAUGCACGCAAACGCACAAGGACUGAUGACUCUGAAGAUAUAGAGACAUCUAUUAAUACAAUCGAUUCUUCAUCUUCGUCAUACAUAAAUGAAACUCAAACGGAGCUUGAGAAUAACCUUGAAUCAAUCUCUACGGAUAUUGUAAAUACUUAUGAACCAAAAGCAUCCGAAUAUACAGAUACUGUAAAUGUUUAUAAGCCAGCAGCAUCCUACACAAACGCUCCAGAGAAAAUAACAAUCGAGUCCGAAGAUGAUACAAAUACUUCUGAACAAUUGCGACACGAACCAAUGAGAUCAAAAAUAUCACCAAAAAAACAACAAACAUUGCCAAAACAAGAGUCAGGGGUUAGAACUAUUGUAAUCGGACAACCUACUAUUGAUGAUCUUCUUAGGUCGAAGAGUGCAGUCAAUGUUCCUAUAAAUGAUGAUUUUAAUAAAUCUCAAGAAUCAUCAAAACGUAAGGCAGUCCAAGAUGCUCGCAAAGCAUUGGGAUCUACUGAUACAUUAAAUCAAGGAUUAAAAUUGAUGUUUGACAAACAAAAUAUUUGCCACAAGAAAAAGUCUUUGCAACCAUUUGUUAACCUUGACGUUUCAUCUUCAAUCACUUGUUUAAGUAAAAUGGAUUGUGGGUUAUGGGCUUUGUCAAGGAAAUUAAAUAACAACAGUGUGAAUUUAUUGAUUGUACACGGGGAAAGGAUACGUGAAUUGGCUACUUUGCAAACUUUGGUAACUUCAACAGAGUUACUUCCAACGAGAAAAUUAUCAACACCUAUUGAUAUGAAAUUAGAGCUUCUUGGGUCCGAUUGCAUAAUACCGUAUUUAAAAUCACUUUCAUAUGACCAAAUACCCGAUGAAAAUGGAGCAGGUGUUUGGUGGAAUAUGGUCAAUCAAAAAUGUAUUACUGCUAACGGGGUAAAAGUACGAUGGAGGGAAGAUGAUGAUAAUACUUACGUACAGAUAACUCAUAUAUCCCCUCUUAUAUUGUUUGCAUCAGCUGUAGAUUAUUUUUCAAAUUUGAUGCAACAUCUUGCUACCAAUAAUAGCGGAUCAAAAGAUGUUUCAUUAGCGUCUACAAGAUCAUGGCAGACCCUGAAGAUCCUUGCAGGGGAAGCAAAACAAUUAGUUAGGCAGGAGGAUGCAAAAGUCAUGAAACGAGAUAAUGAAAUGUGGUAUAGAAUCAAAGAACAUAUUGUAUUGUUAUUACGAAGAAUGCCAAACUUUGGAAAUGGAAUAUCAUACGUCGAUUUUAAUGAUCGUGAACCGCCCCUUGUGAUGGUUGAAAGAAAGAAUGAUGAUGAGAUUUGGUAUAAUGGUCAAAUAGUCGUUAAAUUGUUGUGGAA